Molecule: messenger RNA, 1641 nt
Organism: Hydatigera taeniaeformis
Lineage: Eukaryota; Metazoa; Platyhelminthes; Cestoda; Cyclophyllidea; Taeniidae
Source: the annotation of a GenBank genome assembly
AGACAAUUAAAGUUUCCCACUAAUUGGAUGACCCGCUCCCCUUCCUGGAAUCAACAGCUUCUAUUUAGCCGCAUUGGCAUUUUUGCAGCAUUGUGUUCAACGGUUUGGAAUAAUAUAAAUGAUUGCGACGAGACGUUUAAUUACCUAGAACCCCUUGGAUUUAUCAUCUCUACCGCAAACAAUACUGGAUUUCAAACUUGGGAGUACUCUCCUCAGUUUGGCCUUCGUUCAUAUUUAUAUUUGUGGUUAAUUGGAUGGCCUGCUUAUAUUUUGGUUAGAUUGAGGUUACCCGGUUGGCUUCAAUUACUUGGGAUUAGAUUGAUCUUGUCCCUUGUUUCACUAUAUCUCUAUCCUGGUGAUGGCCUCAAGCAACUCACAUUCAAGGUUGUUUUUUGUCUAAUUCACGUAGCCGCUCCCGGAAAUUUCAUUUCUGCUUCUUCAAGCGUUCCGAGUGCUUUGGUUGCCUCUAUGAUUGCAUUGAUGUUAAGCACGUGGAUAAGUGGUCAGUACUUCUUCAGUGUGGGUGCCGUUGCUGUUGGCGCUAUUGUUGUAUGGCCAUUUUCAGCCGUUCUCGGGGUGCCUCUAGCACUCUUCCUAGCUGCUUCUGGCAUGGUCGCCCAACUUAUAAUGUACUCUGUGCUUUGGGCCCUUGCUCUUCUUACACCAAUGGUACUCGUUGACACUUUCUAUUACGGGGGCUUGAUAUGCCCAACAUGGAACAUAAUUUCUUAUAAUGCUCUUACCAGUCUUCAAGGUCGGAGUCUUUCGCAGCUUUAUGGAACAGAAACAGCAGCCUACUAUGUUAUAAAUUAUUUUUUGAAUUAUAAUAUUGCAGUUGUUUUCGUCACAAUCUUUACGGUGCCAGCGUUUACCUACCUUGUGCUCGGAAUUGGACGGCAAACUGCUACAAACUUCCAUCGAAGGGCCCUCAAGUUGCUUUGCUUCGCCCUGAUGCCUCUCCUCCUGUGGAAUGUUGUUUUUUUUAUCCAGUCGCAUAAAGAGGAACGCUUUCUCUUUCCAUGUUUCCCCUGUUUGGAUUUGGUGGUGACUCUCCUACUAUGCGUUCUGUUUUUCAAUCACAGUGGGAAAUUUGCAACUGGAACGCCUUUGUCUCUUUCUUCUGUGAUAUCGUUUCUGCUCCUCUUCGUUGGGCUAAGCUUGUCGAGAAUUCUUGCGCUGACACAAGGCUACAGCGCUCCUAUGUAUCUCGUCCAGCACUUGCCGGUUUCUGAUAAUUUAAAAACGCUAUGCAUCGGUCGUGAUUGGCAUCAUUUUCCCAGCCACUUCCUCUUACCUCAUGAAAAUUACGGCUGGAGGGUGCAUUUUCUUCGAUCUAAUUUCUCCGGUCAGCUGCCGGGGAAGUUUGCCGAAGGAGUUGGAGUUUUCAAAGCUACUCGAUCUCUAAGCGGCCAUUUCAACGACAUGAAUUUACCCGAAGAAGACACUUUCUUUAACCUUGAGAAAUGUGACUAUAUUCUUGAUCGUCUCUCAGAACCUGGGGAAAAUGAGGUGCAGUACUCAAAUGAUGCAAGAACCUGGCCAGAAUCAUUACUCCAAAGAGCUUUCACUAGAUUGCAGCGAGCGUUUUACGUGCCUUUUUUAUUUAAGGUACAUGGCAAUACAACUUGCCAUGCAAUAUAA